This is a messenger RNA of Daldinia caldariorum, 1183 nucleotides long. RefSeq lists its product as uncharacterized. Lineage: Eukaryota; Fungi; Ascomycota; Sordariomycetes; Xylariales; Hypoxylaceae. The record is from RefSeq and is a predicted model, not a curated record. The coding region runs from base 421 to 978 and encodes 185 amino acids. The transcript has 2 exons.
UAAAGUCCGUCUCCGUUUCGUUUCAACACUGGUAAGUACAUCCAUGGAUGUAAUUUAUCCUAAAGCAUUCUUAAACUUUAAAUGGGGAGAAUUUUUUUCAAAUUUUUUUUUUCUAAAUCGAGAUCGCCACCACCAUCACCCCGCAUCCCAUUUUAGUCGUUCGCGCGGUCGAUUUUUUAAUUUAGGUACCUAACUUGCUCACGAACAUCUCGAAUUGACAACCUACGUGCUCGGUACCCCCUCACUUUCGGUAGAGUAGUAACUGUUUGUUUACUGGAUUUACUAGCAAGGCGGAGCAAGUUCUCCAACUAUACAUCUAUAUAACUACCUACCUAACCUAAACAAAACAAAGCACAUUAACUAAAGUACCUGAUAUAUACUACUGCUUUCUACCGCGUUACGUAGGUGCGGACGGGCUCGAUGUCGGAUGCGGUGUAUCGUCGUAGCGGCCGGGGCGGCGCCGGCAACUUCUACUCGCAGAAAGAUAUCGAUGAGGCGGCUAAAAGAAAGUCGCAGGACUUAGAGGCGCAGACACCGCAAACCCGCGCCGACGACGAGCCGCUCGCAGACCCAGCCGACGGCCCCGCGCAACCCGCUGCGACUCCCACCGUAAGCUCUGCCAGCAACGGCGCAAGGACGUACGCGCGCGCCGGUCGCGGCGGCGCGGGAAAUUUCGUCGAUGUUCCGUCGUCGUCCGAGGUAGCUACGGUUACGGUUGCUGCUCCCUCGUCUACCCCCACAGCCCAGGACCAGGCGCACAUACAACCGCCGAGGCACUCGGGGCGCGGGGGAGCAGGCAACUGGACAUCUGAGCACGCGGGGGCGGAGCCGUACGACCAAGAGCAAGAGCGCAAGCGCCGCGAGGCUCUCGACGCGCACAUCUUACAGGAUAUCCGGGACUCGCUGCCGCAACCGCCCAAGAUCCACUAUAUGCACGGUCCGGGUCGGGGACGGAAACCGGAUCUACCUGCGGUCUAACCGGGCUGGAAAAGGAUCGUUAAAGAAUUGUGUCGAUAUUCACGAAGUAAUUUCUCUCGUUGAAAUCCUACUGUCAGGACCAAGCAUUGUGGUCCAUAUACGAAAUGGAUAAUACGUAGGAAGAGACACCAUCUGAAACUCUAAUGUCAUAUAGUAUAUCUCGAUCGUAUACACCCCCUGAUAAUGAUAAUGGUAAUACACAACG